AAAUUUCUCGCCUCAAAACUUUGUUAAAACAAAAGUUGAUCAAAUCUAGCUAAAAAAAAUUAUCAAAGUUCUUUGUUUUUAAUUUAAAAAAUCCUUUGAAAUAGUGUUUAAACUUUAUAAAUAUGGGCGAUGCAAAUAGUGACACCGAGACAGAAAGCACCGAAGAAGAAAUUGAACCAAAAUUUAAAUACAAGCGAAUUGCCAAUGAUUUGCAAGAAAUCCUUAAAUAUGAUGUUGUUACUUGUGCUGCUGUUCAUCCAAAGUUCUUGAUCUUUGGAAGCUACAAUGGACGUCUUUAUCUUUUGGAUCAUCAAGGAAACACUGUAGAUUCAUAUUUGAAUAAAUCUAAUUCAUUUUCUCAUGCGGUUGGCAUAAAUGAGAUAUCUGUCGAUUCCAAGGGCGAAUAUGUAGCAACUUGUUCAGAUGACGGCAAAGUUGUGAUAACAGGAUUGUUUAGCGAUGAAAAUAAUCAAAAAAUCAACAUUGGCAAGUCUGUAAAAGCAGUUGCUUUAGAUCCAGAUCCUAAAGUUUUAGCUGGCAAAAGAUUUAUUGUUGGCGAUGAAAAGCUUACAAUGUAUGAAAAGAGUUUUCUAAAAAAUCUUAAAUCCUCGACGCUGUGCGAUGCUGAGGGAUAUGUUCUGUCGGUCUGUUGGAAUGGUCCAUUUGUAGCGUGGGCUAGUUAUUUGGGAGUACGGGUGUAUGAUUUAAAUGAGAAAUGUUCCUUGGGUUUAAUGAAAUGGGAACAACCACAGAAUGCCAAAUUAGAGAAUUUUCGUUGCAAUUUUCGUUGGUCGAAUGCAACUACAUUACUCAUCGGGUGGGUGGAUACCAUUCGAAUAUGUGUUAUCAGAAAGAGAACAGUUUUAGGAAUUUCAACUCGAGAUGAGCCAGGGUUUAUUGUUGAUCCAGGUGAGAAUAAUAAUAAUUGGCAAAAUAGAUUGUAUUUAUCGAUUUGUUUUUAUGUUUUUAUUGCAGUUUCUACAUUCCAAACCAGUUUCUAUAUUUGUGGUCUGGCACCGUUGACUACAAAUCAAUUAGUGGUGCUAGGUUAUUCAAAAGAAAAAGAUAGCAAUAAGAAGGCUUUGCGACCAGUUUUGUGUGUGAUGGACUACAAGUUUAACAACAGUGAAGAAGUUUGUACGGAUAGUUUGUCUUUAAGAGGUUAUGAAGAAUACACAGUCAACGAUUACAUGCUGGGAUGCAUUAUUGAAGAGAAUCGUUACUUUAUCAUUGCCCCCAAAGAUCUAGUCAUAGCCAGUCUCUAUGAAACGGACGACCGUGUGCAAUGGCUUAUAGAACACAGAAAAUUCGAAGAAGCAUUAGAUGUAAUUGCAUCACAUGGCGGAAAGCUUUCUGUUGUUGAGGUCUCAAGGCUCUAUGUUGAUCAUCUACUAUCUCUAAAACAAUUCGACGAUGCAGCAAAAUUAUGCCUUCGUGCACUUGGCAAUAAUAAAGACCUUUGGGAAGAAGAGGUUUAUAAAUUUGUUGGAUUUCAACAAUUACGCUCAGUAAGUGCGUAUUUACCAACUCAAGAAGACUGUAAAUUAGAUCCACAAGUCUACGAAAUGGUUCUCUAUGAAUAUUUAAAAUUCGAUGCAAAAGGUUUUCUUAAUCUUAUUAAAGAAUGGCCGAAAACUCUCUACGAUACCUCGGCGGUAAUAAAUGCAAUUCAUGAUAAUUUUCGUAAAAACUGCGCAAAUGAACUUCUGGAAUGCCUCGCAAUAUUAUAUUCACAUCAGGAAAAAUAUGAAAGUGCCCUAACAAUGUAUUUAAGAUUACAAAACAAAGACGUUUUUGAAUUGAUUCGACGAAAAAAUUUGUACAGUGUCAUUCACAAAUUGAUUAUACCACUCAUCGAACUUGACAAGGAUCAAGCCAUAUCAAUGCUUAUACAAAAACAAAAAAUCGUACCCGAAAUUGUGGUCCAGCAAUUAGAACAAAGACAAGCUUACUUAUAUGAUUAUUUAGAUGCUCUCGAUAAAGUAGACAACAGUGGCAAGUUUCAUUGGAAGCUUGUCAAUCUUUACGCCAAGUUUGAUCGGGACAAACUUCUGUCAUUUUUAAGACGCUCGAAUAACUAUCCUAUUCAAGAGGCUUUGGAUAUCUGUAAGAGGGAAUUGUUCUAUCCAGAGAUGGUUUAUUUAUUGGGGCGUAUGGGUAAUACAAGUGAAGCCUUAAAUAUUAUUAUUCAUAAGCUUAAAAAUAUAGAAAUGGCAAUUGAUUUCUGUAAAGAAUAUGAUGAUUCUGAUCUGUGGAAUAAUCUUAUCGAUGAAUCUCUAGAAAAUCCAGAAAUUAUGACAACGCUGUUAGAUGGAAUCAUAGGCUAUGUAAAUCCAGAAGCUCUUGUUAAUAAAAUAAAAUUAGGCCAGAAAAUUCCAGGACUACGGAAAUCUGUGAUUAAAAUGCUCUGUGAUUAUCGUUUGCAGGUUCAAAUUCAAGAAGGCUGUAAUCAAAUAGUUCUUAGUGACUAUUUUGAACUUCACGAAAAAGUUGUCAAGAAUCAAAAUCAAGCCACACAUAUAUCAUAUGAUAAUUCAUGUGCCCGGUGCACGCACGAUAUUCUAACAAAAGACAUUCUCCCACGCAAUGAUUUGAUAGCUUUCGCAUGUGGUCAUAUAUUUCAUGAGACCUGCCUCCCAGACAGAUUUGUAGAUGAACGAUGUAGCAUUUGUACAGCACGAAAUGGUUGAAAAAAACCAACCGAAAGUAUGAAUAGGGAAAAAAAAACAAAACAAGAAGCUUGUAUACAGUGUGUAUAAAAUAAUGAAUAUAUAUUAUAUAUAAAUAAAUUAUUUUAGGAAUUUCUUACUCGCUGUAGUAUUUUUUUAUGAUAUUGCUUUUGAGUAAAUACACUGAUUUGUUUAUAUAUAAAGUAGCACUAAAUGGAUGUAAUGUGUUGAAUAAAUUUUUGUUUAAGUUUUUUUUUUAAAUAAAGUUUUGUUAUUUUUGUUUUUUUUUUUAUGUAUCACCACAAAAGCCUGUGUUUAACAUUUAAUUGCAAUCAUAGUUAUUUAAGCUUUAUUCAAUAAUAAUUUUAUAGUAAAUAUACCUUCAUACAAUUUAUGUUUUUUAUAUAAUA
Molecule: messenger RNA, 3079 nt
Organism: Episyrphus balteatus (marmalade hoverfly)
Lineage: Eukaryota; Metazoa; Arthropoda; Insecta; Diptera; Syrphidae
Gene: lt
Product: vacuolar protein sorting-associated protein 41 homolog
Exons: 14
Coding region: 123-2690 (855 amino acids)
Biological process (GO): protein targeting to vacuole; cellular response to starvation; macroautophagy
Cellular component (GO): HOPS complex; late endosome
Molecular function (GO): protein binding
Source: RefSeq, a predicted model, not a curated record